CCUCUCAUCUCUACGUCUCUUUCCGCUUCCUUGCUUCCCUCUUUAUCUUUCCUCCCUCAUCUGAAUCCCCUUCUUCGGUUUUAACCCAUGGUUUUCGAUUUGAUUUGCAGUGCGAAGUCUUCCAAGAAUCCAGUGUCGCCGAGCUCAUGUCGGCCAUGACCGGUGGAUGGAACCCGCAGCUAAUCCUCAAAGCGUGGCAUAGAGAAGGAUUUGUGCUAGAUGAACAGUCAAGAUCCGAAUACUUGGAUGCCAUGCGUGAGGCAGGCAUGUCGCCGGAAGUAAUCGUGGGAGAGGCGGAAGAAGUGAUGGAAGCACUCCCUGGCAUCGAUUUGCUGGUGGUGGAUCGCCGGCGGAAGGACUUCGCUAGGGUUCUGAAGCAUGCUAAAUUGAGCACCCGGGGUGCAGUCUUGAAUCAGGCACGUCGAUUAGGAAUCAGGCGAAGAGUAUUUGUUCCGGAAAUGAAGGUGGUGGAGGCGGUGGCGACGCCAGGCUUCGAUUGGGUUCUUGAGAGCUCUACCCCCUCCCUCCCUAAGAAGCAUUUGGACCUUCUCAUAGUGAGUUGGAAGAUAGCCAUGCGGAUUGCUUCCAGUAUCUUUGUUGACUCGCCCCCAUUCAUAACCUGUUGGUGUAAGCUUGUAUGCAGUUAAUGAGCAAGAGCCUGGGAUGAAACUGCAAGUGAGGAUGAUGCACUUCUCUCCAUCUCACUGUUUAUUGUUCUCUAGAAUCCUAGCAUGAGUUGUGAGAUCCUGUAAAAGUAGAAUGGAAACUCAAUCAAUGCCUGAUUUUAUAAUACAGAACUGGAACCACUACAGCCUGCAGUCUGCACAGCCAGGUAAGAAAGCAUGCUUAGUUAAAAACAAAUACUUGAGGGGACAACUGUGGAAGCUCAUUUGGUUGUGUAUGCAUCCACCCCAAUGGCUCCAGAUCAUUUAAGAAAUCAUGCUCAGGAAGAGCAGAUGGACCUGCUGAUGAGUCCCCCACUGUGGUGGCAUGGCAAUACAGCGGAUUUCUUUAACCUGAGGAUUGCCUGCGGACUUAUACCAUAUAGGUACCCUACAAUUUGAGUACGAAGAUCUGCUAUACAGAUAAACUUCUUCAAGAUAUUUUUUGGCAUGAUGUAUGCGUAUCCUGUUAUCAUAAAGUUUCAUUCUAGGUCUUUAAGCUCUC
Molecule: messenger RNA, 1167 nt
Organism: Nelumbo nucifera (sacred lotus)
Lineage: Eukaryota; Viridiplantae; Streptophyta; Magnoliopsida; Proteales; Nelumbonaceae
Source: RefSeq, a predicted model, not a curated record